Leopardus geoffroyi (Geoffroy's cat) is the source of this 5680-nucleotide messenger RNA. RefSeq names its product XPA, DNA damage recognition and repair factor (gene XPA). Gene Ontology annotation, cellular component: nucleotide-excision repair factor 1 complex. Lineage: Eukaryota; Metazoa; Chordata; Mammalia; Carnivora; Felidae. The record is from RefSeq and is a predicted model, not a curated record. Gene Ontology annotation, molecular function: damaged DNA binding. The transcript is spliced from 6 exons. Bases 136 to 957 code for a protein of 273 amino acids. Gene Ontology annotation, biological process: nucleotide-excision repair, DNA damage recognition; UV-damage excision repair; nucleotide-excision repair involved in interstrand cross-link repair.
GGCGCUCUCCUCGGAGGUUGUAUGGUGAAGUCUACGCGGAGGCGGUGCGGGCGUCGCGGCGGGGCGGUGGGCAGGCUUCGGCGCGCUGAUGCGCUUGCGCGGGGCUAGAUCCUCGGCCCUUUGGGGAGCGUGGAGAUGGCGGCGGUUGGGGGACCUUCGCCGGAGCCGGCGGCUUCAGAACAGCCGGCGGAGCUCCCUGCAUCGGUGCGGGCGAGCAUAGAGCGGAAGCGGCAGCGGGCGCUGAUGCUGCGCCAGGCCCGGCUGGCCGCCCGGCCCUACCCGGCGACGGCGGCUGCGGCUACCGGAGGCGUGGCUAAUGUAAAAGCAGCCCCAAAGAUCACCGACACAGGAGGAGGCUUCAUUCUAGAAGAGGAAAAAGAGGAACAAUGUACAAUUGGAAAAGUUGUCCAUCAACCAGGACCUGUUAUGGAAUUUGAUUAUGCGAUAUGUGAAGAAUGUGGUAAAGAAUUUAUGGAUUCUUACCUUAUGAACCACUUUGAUUUGGCAACUUGUGACAACUGCAGAGAUGCUGAUGAUAAACACAAGCUCAUAACUAAAACAGAAGCCAAACAAGAAUACCUUCUGAAAGACUGUGAUUUAGAAAAAAGAGAACCAGCUCUUAAAUUCAUUGUGAAGAAGAAUCCUCAUCAUUCACAAUGGGGUGAUAUGAAACUCUACUUAAAAUUGCAGAUUGUGAAGCGGUCUCUUGAAGUUUGGGGCAGUCAGGAAGCAUUAGAAGAAGCAAAGGAAGUUCGACAAGAAAACCGAGAAAAAAUGAGACAGAAAAAGUUUGAUAAGAAAGUAAAAGAAUUACGGCGAGCGGUGAGAAGCAGUGUGUGGAAAAGGGAAACAGUUGCUCAUCAGCAUGAGUAUGGACCAGAAGAAAGCCUAGAGGAGGAUACGUACCGGAAGACUUGUACCAUGUGUGGCCACGAGCUGACCUAUGAGAAAAUGUGACUCGUAAAGUGUAACGUUGCCACAGAUGAACGGGACACUCCUAUAAAUCAUGCUUCAGGAAGAAAUUUGUAUGUUGUGGCUUAAAAGCAAGUUUCAGUAAGGGUCUAGCAGGUCUGGUUGUAGGCAAAAUACUGGGUCUGGGAUUGCUUUUUUCUACAACAGGGAUGGGAGCCAAGGGGUGGAGUAGGUUCAGAAGUUAGGUUAAAGCCAAAAUUGAGAAAUAAGAAACCAAGCCAAACCCUAUAUUGGAACAGGAGAAAGAGCUUUUAAUAAUGGCAGAAGCUGGCUGAACAGGAUCCUUCUCCCAGAAAUAACGGACGGUGGUAGAUCCUGAACCCAAGGCUGGCCGGGUCUUCUAGACCCUGUCUCCACAUAAGGGAACUGGGGAGCUGUUGUUGGAUAAGCCCUGAUUCCCAGCAGGAAGUGAGUUGUGGGAGUCUGACCAUGUUUCCUGUAUCCUUGGGGUUUACCACCAUAGGCCUUAACGUCCAUGUCUAGGUAGCCCUUUUCAAAUCCAGAUUCAAAUGGAAAAACAGCCAUAUUGUUUUACUGAUCAAAGAAGGUACUGUUAGUAAGUUUAUCAUAACUUGCUAACAUUUUACUGAGCAUUUACCAUGGGCCGGGCAGGGAUGAUGCCAAGUGGCUUACGGGUAUUCUCCUAUAAUCCUGGGAUGGAAGAGAACUUCUCUGUUUAUUUAGCACUUCUAAAGGAAGUGAUCACCUACAACCCACCAUCACCCCAGACAUAUGGAUCAAGUUUACCCAUUUAGUUCUGCCUCUGUCUUAUCAAAAGGCUUACAAGGUAGUUAUACUAAUAAGAGGAUUUGAUCCAAAUGUGCCUGAUUACAGGGUUUGUGCUUUUUUCUUACAAAAACAUUCAGGUUAAGAUAAACCGCAUGUUUUCAAAUUGUUCUUUGACUUGGCUUUUUUAGUCCUGUUGCUACACACAGAGAAAUAGGAUGUUCAUAUGUUUUCAUUUUCCUUUCUAGAUCAGAUCUUGCAGAUUAUACUUGAAGAAAGGCAAGUCUGAACAAGUCCAACCCAAAUAGGCUUAAGACUGUAAUUACUAAUUGUUCUCUAUACAAGUAUCCAAUAUAGAAAUGUUUUAUAUAAAUAUUAAAAAGUUUAAUGUAUUAGUCAAGUUUUUUUUUUUUUUAAAUGUGCCAAUUAUUCAUUCAGUAAAAACUGGACAGUGGGCAGCAAGACCUUCCUGGGACCAUGAGAAAGCUUCCAGCUUGAGGACAAGAGUACUGAGGGAUCCAGGCAGCUGACAACAGCAUUACUGCAUGGGAGAUAUAGAGCCCUUGAGCUACAUGGACCUAGGUUCCAAUUCCAUUUUUUAGCUGUGGGCCUUGGGUAAGUUACUCUGUGGGCCUGUUUCUAUCUGUCGGAUGGGCAUGAUCCUCUCAGGACUGUUUGAGGAUUACAUAUGGCAGAUCUGUAGCACGUGGCAUCUAAUAGCCACUUGUUAAUGAGCACAUUAAUAUAUAUAUAGUAUAUAGUAUAUAGUUCCCAAUUUGUCUAGUUUCUUAUAUUUUUGAAAUUCAGUCUUUAGUUUUCCCUAAACUUAGCUGCCAGAUUGUGAGUGGGGUCACAUCAGUGCAUUCUUGACAUGAAGAGAGGAUCCAAGAAAUUCCUCUAGAAUUCGGAUCAAGCAAGUAUAAUUAGUCAAACUCUGCAAUACAUUGUGAAAGAUUUAUAAGUCAGUUUAGGGUCAAAGUUCCCAAAGCCUUAAAGGGUCAUCCUUUUGGCUUCUUGAGGACAAGAGCCAUGUCUAACUGAAUACUGUUUGUGGGAAGGAGGAACAGUAUAACCAAAAAAAUAUUUAGCCAAGAGCCUGGGUUUUAGACUCCUUUCGGCUAGUAACCUGCCAUGCACCCUUAAUUCUGUGAACAAUUCUUGUUUUGCAUGGUAUGGUUGUUUAAAAAUCCUAGGAGUUCCCAUCUCUUGACUAUAUUCUGUAGUCACCAAAUGAAGGGUACUCCAAAGAGACCAUGUAACAAUAUGAAAAAUACUAAUACAGCAUAAAUUUAUGACAUAAAUAAGUGAAAGAUACCUAUGUUGUAAAAACAGAGAAAUACUACUUAUCAGUUGUGGGGUUGCUGAUAAAUUUUUCCUCAGGUUUAAUGAAGGCUUAUUAAAAUGCUAGAAAUUUGCAAUGUCAGAUAAUUCCCUAUUUUGCAUAUUUUACAUGUGUACUCAUUUAUUAUCUUAGUUAAGCUUUAAUACCAUGUAAGAAACUGGCUCAAGAAUUAGUAACUCCUUGGACUUAAAUUCUAUAGAAACAAAGUCCAUACCUACAGUACAGUUUUAGCCAAUCCAAACUAGCUACUUCUAUUUCCACUUUAGCAUGUACUUCAUAAUUGGACCUUGGACAAAUCUGUCUCAGAGAACAGAGGAAAUGACCGGACAGCUCUAAGGUAAUGGUUCCCAAACUUGUCCACACACUGGCAAUCACCCGGGAUCACCUGGGGAGCCUUAAGAACUACGGCUGUGUCCCCCGCCCCCCUGUGGUUUAAUUUAGAAAAUAACUUUAAAGACUCUCAGGUGACUUAUAUUCAAACAGAUUUGGGUAGUGCUAAAUAAAUAACAAUAUGUGUAACAUUUUAAAACACUAAGAUCUGAAGAGAGAAUUCUGAAUGAGGGAAGAAUUGUGAAUGAGGAAAUCACCAAUCUUAAAGUAGAUUGAGAUGAUAAAUCAUGAAAUACCAAAGUUUAAAAAACAUUUUUAGUUUUAUUUCAGCCAUGUUAGGUUAUCCAUGAGCUGUGAAAAGCUAUGCUACUUGAUAGUAAACCCACCAGUUCUAUAUACUACUUUGUAAGCUGGACCUCUAGUGUUCACAUACCUCAAAUCGCUUAUCUUUUGUGCCUUAAGGAGAAAAAAAUACCAGAACAGUUGUAUCUGUCACAGAUAUAAUACAUCCUAUGGUCAUCGUCACAUUGUCAGUAGGGAGUAUUUGCCUUGUAGGGCCAAUUAAAGGUAAUCAAUUCUCUAUUCUUCACUGUCCUCCUCCCCCCUUUAGUAAGUGAAAGGGUGCUACAAGAAAGCAAGCAUUCAAACCAUCAAAAAUAAGACAAAUUAUUUUGAGAUAUUUAAAAAAAAAUCUUGACAGGGGAGUAAAACGACCCUUAGGCCUGUAGGGCACAGAAUUGCUGGAACACAGCCAGGAUAUGAGGGUCUAAUUCGGCGGUGAAGAGCAGGUUCUCCAGGGUCACCAUGUACUGCUGGAUUAUUUGGUGAUGCUGUGGACGUAAAAAAGGGGGUGUUUAGAUCAGGAGAAAGACCGCAUAAGCAAUCUCGCAGGACGUUUCCCUCAGCAGCCUGCCCACGUUGUGGCAUGAUGGGAAGGGUUUGGGGAAAAAAGUGGUUAUGCUUGAUAGGAAGAAUGGGCUCCUGAAAAUUAAGAACAUGUAGAGGGAAAUGAAGAAAAAGGGAUGUUUGAUAACUUAGAAACUGGUGAGAACUGAGUCCUUUACGUAAAUGUAGUUCAUGCUUCAAGGCUUGGCAGGAGUGCCUGGUGCUACAGACUAGGUUCAGCUGGGUCUCUCCUAAUUAGGACCAAAGACAGGACUUUGUAAACGGGGCCCAGACAGGGACUGACCCGGCAAGAUUAACAACCAGGAAGGAGGAUUAGAAUGAAGGUUGCUGAAACAAAUAUUUUGCAAUAAAAGUUUUUUUGCUCUUAUUGGUUAGAACAUUUAAGAUUGUAAAAGAAUAGAGAAUUAGCCAAUGACCUGUUAAUUUUUUUUAACUAUUCCACAGAAUAAACCCAAACCUCAAUAUAGGUCUUAAAUAGCUCAUCUGUCUCACUGAAAAUCAGUGGCUUGAGGCUAUGUGGGAAGAAAGUGUCAUGAAAUAAUCUCUUCUAUGUGUGCCUGUCUGACUUGUAUACACGGAGAUCCCUACCGGACUAAAGAACGGCAGUUAGGAGUCUGAACUGCAUAUAGAACCAAUUUCACUCUGAAUAUUCUGAUGAGCAACAGGAGCAAACAGACAUUAAAAGGGCCUUACAGACUAUUACGAAACUUCCCAACAAAUCUGACCAUUUUUUAACAUGGAAAGUCCUUGUGGCUGAGAAUAGUGAUGUUCAUUAUCUAAUCAGGGUUUCCCACAAACCUGUAAGAAGAUCUGCUGGAGCCUCUCUAUACAGUUUUUAUACCAUGGUGUUAAUACACUGGUCCCAUCGGUUUCACAUCGUACUAAGUGCUCGGUCAAGAUCAUGAUAAAACGCUGGAGAGGGGGUAUAAAGUUAAAGCAGUGUUAGAAGGAGAAUUCUUAUACCUCAAACAAUCACAUUUUGACCAAGAGACCUCAAAAGGCAUUGCUUGUUCCACUCGGUUUUUGUGGUAUCGCUAACUUUUGUUAAGUCAAUAAAUUCUAGAAAUAGGCAGAUAAGUGAUAAUGUUAGUAUAUCCUUUUUUCAGUACGUGAACACUUUUAAAUCUAGGUUAUUUGUGCUAGUAACUUUUCUCCACACCCAUUUCUAAGGACAUAAAUAAUGUUCAUCAGGAAGGAAAAUAAUCUAAAUGAUGAACAACUGGGAAUAAAUAGGAGUGAGGUACUCCACAAAAGGAUCCUCAAAAAAUGUUUUUAAAGCCUGGAGCAAUGGUCAUGUAAGAAUGCUGUAAACGAAACGGACUGUGGAGGUACACAUGGUUAUUUCCUUUGCAAAUUUUUGUGAUUUAAAUUUUUAUAAUAAACGUGUACUAUGAUUAAAAAUAA